Paramisgurnus dabryanus is the source of this 3257-nucleotide messenger RNA. It is a transcript of the gene pnp5a, whose product is annotated as purine nucleoside phosphorylase 5a. Gene Ontology annotation, molecular function: purine-nucleoside phosphorylase activity. Gene Ontology annotation, cellular component: cytoplasm. Gene Ontology annotation, biological process: nucleoside metabolic process. The record is from RefSeq and is a predicted model, not a curated record. Lineage: Eukaryota; Metazoa; Chordata; Actinopteri; Cypriniformes; Cobitidae.
GAGCAACCCACGAGGAAAUUCUUUAAACGUUUUUAUUGCUUAUCGGACUUAUUAUAAUCUUUAUUAAUAACUUUCAUUACAUUUUAGUGUUUGUUUUUAGUGUUUAUCUGGUUCGCUUUUGACAACGUACGCCCGUUUUUUAUUCACGGUCGAUAUUUCCGUUAAGCGUAUUUCUAAAGGAUUGUACGAGCGUUUCAAAACAUGUUUCCUGAAAGCAGCAAUUGCCUUGGCAAGUACAACUAUGAGGAUUGCCAGGCUACAGCAGACUGGCUUUUGUCUCAGACUGCCCUACGCCCUCUGGUGGGCAUAGUUUGUGGCUCUGGUUUGGGUGGACUGGCUGACAUGCUGAAAGAUCAGGUGGCCUUCAAUUACAGUGACAUCCCAAAUUUCCCACAGAGUACAGUGCACGGCCACGCAGGACGGCUGGUGUUUGGGACUUUGAAGGGGACGCCGUGUAUCUGCAUGCAGGGAAGAUUUCAUCUCUAUGAGGGAUAUCCCAUCCAGAAGAUUACUAUGCCAAUGCGAAUAUUCAAACUGCUGGGUGUGGAGACUGUGAUUCUUACCAAUGCUGCUGGAGGUCUGAACCAGGACUAUAAAGUGGGAGACAUCAUGAUCAUUAAGGAUCAUCUCAACAUGCCAGGAUUUGCUGGAAACAACCCUCUAGCAGGUCCCAAUGAUGAUAGAUUUGGCGUACGUUUUCCCUGCAUGUCCGAUGCAUAUGAUCGGGAGCUUCAGCAGCUAGCGAUGGAUGUGGGCACAGAGCUCGGUUAUAGUGACUUUCUGAAAGAGGGCGUGUACUGUGUUCUUGGCGGACCCUCAUUUGAGACUAUUGCAGAGUGUCGCAUGCUGCACAAGCUGGGAGCUGAUGCUGUUGGUAUGAGCACUGUCCAUGAAGUAAUAGUGGCACGUCACUGUGGUAUGCGGGUCUUUGCUCUGUCUUUGAUAACUAAUAAGGCAGUGAUGGAUUAUGACAGUGAGGAAAAAGCCAAUCAUGAGGAAGUUCUGCAUACAGGCAAACAAAGGGCGGAGCAACUCGAGAGGCUGGUGUCCACUAUGGUAACACGGCUAGAGCACAACAACAAUUAUGCAUAAAACUAUACUCCGUUUACAUCCAUCAUCAACCACAAACCAUGCCCUUGUGAAUCAACAAUAUAUGUGUAUAUAUUGGAUAAUAUAAUGUGAUAUAGGAAAUAAUACAUUUUCAUAUAUGGGAAUCUGGUGCUUAUAUUUUUCAGUAUUCUGCGAUAUAUGCAUGAACGAUGGAUGGGCAUAUAUUGAUACAUAUAAAAUAUAUAUUUAACAAUACUACAAAAACAAUACUACAUAUGUACAUUGUUAACAUGUAUUUAUUGAAGUAAAUUAAGCAAAAGUUAUUUUAAGCAAAAAGGCUAAAAACUUAUAAAUGCCAUAAGUUGUAAUGAGAUAUCUAAGCACCACCAAAUGUAAUUAGUUGUAAAGAUAUUUGCAAAAGCUGUUCAAAUGCUAAAUCACAACACUGCACAAACCAUAAGGCUAAAUCUAGCAUGUUACACAUGAUGACAUGUUCCAAGUUUGGUCUGAAUACGUUAAAGCGUUCCGGAGACAGCCUUACGUCUGUUUUCAUGAAUGCUAUGUAAAAUGUUCUAUGUUAUUCAGUUUUAUGUAUGUGCGUAUAUAUAUAUUCAUUAUAUAUUAUGUAUAGUUAUGUAUUGCAAGAUAUACAGCCAUGGAAAAAAUUAAGAGACCACUCCAGUUUUGACUCUAAUUAUCAUUUCUAGAUGUAUUGUGACCAUUUUACUCCAGUGUCUGUUGUAAAAGACUGAGAGCAUGACAAGACCCAUGAAAGAUGUGAAUAAAAAUCAGGGUUUUUAAAAAAAAAAUAUAUAUAUUUUCUAAAAUACAUGUAAAAACAUUAGCAUUUUGUGAAUUGAAUUUGAAUUUGACCGUGUUUUUGUCUGCAGACGUCAGUGUUGGAUUUCAAUAUUAAGUUACUCCCCAAAAAAGUAACUAAUUGCGUUACUUAAUUACUUUUCAUGGAAAGUAAGGAUUGCGUUACUUUUAAGUUACUUUUGCGUUACUUUUUCUUACUUGGCUGAGGCUUGAUCUCUUUCAGGCCUUGCAGGUGUUUUUUAUGAUAGCAAAAAUGUGAAGCUCUGGCCUGCCAUUAUCGUUUCUGACUCAAAUUGUUUCCGCUCAGUCGCACAGAGUGCGUAAUUCUACGUUAAUAUGUUCAAUUUAAGUCAGUACAUUAUUUUAUUUUUAAAUUGAAUGAAUUAAACUGAAAGUAACUCACAUUACUUUUUUUUAAAAGUAACUCAAAUAUUAAUGUGUACAUUUAUAAAGUAGUGCCUUACUUUACUCGUUACGUCAUAAAAGUAAUAUUAUUACGUAAUGCACGUUACUUGUAAUGUGUUACCCCCAACACUGGCAGACGUUGCAUCUUUUUGUGUUAUUUUGACCAUGUUUUCCCCAUUUCAAUUUUCAGUAAAUAAAUACAAAUGAAAACAUUUUUAUUAAGAAUUUGGCAGAAAUGUUGUCUUUAGUUGACAGAAUAAAACAAAAAUUAUCAUUUUACUUAAACACAUACCUAUAAAUAGUAAAUCUAGAAAAACUUAAAGGGACCAUUGAAAUGGUCUGUUAAUUAGUUUUCUGCGGCUGUAUAUACAUCAAUAUUUGUGUAUAUAUAUUGUAGAAUCAAUUUGUGUAGCCAAUAUUUAUAUAUUAACACAUAAUUCUUUAUAUAAAAUAUAAAUAUAUAUAUAUUUUCCUUAAAAUGUGUUUAUAUAUUGCUAAUACAUAUUUAUAUUUGCACGAUAUAUAUUAACAUGUAUUCCUCACUAUAUGGAAAGCGGCAAUUCAUUGUGUAUUUUUUAGUAUAUUGUAAUGUAUUAUCACAAUGUAUUAUUCUAUAUAAUUACCUAUAAUUCUAAUCUAUUAAUACUGAAAAUUCUUCAAUAUAUAGACCCUUCAUAUCUAACUAAAUAUAUUUUCUUUCUGUAAGGGCAAAGAAUGCCAAUUCAUUUUUGAAUAAGCAUAGUGGAUACAAUGCUUACUGUUGAACAGUACAGUAUAGUAUAGAACUGUUGAACAGUAUAGUGACAUUCUUAAGAAUGCUAAAAUGUAUAAAACUGUAAAUGUUUCUUAUUAACUUAACAUUUACCAAUAAUGAUACUUUGUUUUUAAUUUAAAAUUGGUUUCUGUAAAACUUCUAUUGAUUGCUGUAUCCUGUUUGUCUUGAUAUUUUUAAAAACAUUGUUACUAAACAUAGUUAUUUAUUA